CACAGGCUUCACGACCACUUUUUUUCCGAAUUCAGACCCGUGACCGGAGUUUGUCAGAUUUCCCCGCUAGCGAUGUUUGAACGAAAUUAGCUCGGAGCUCGUCGAAUCAUUCAAUUGGAGCAACAAAAUGUGUAGACCACUUUCCCCGUCGCCGUACUAAAGCCAGGUCCGGCUGGGCGAAACGCUAUGGCGUCUAUGCAGGCAGUGCAUGUCUAAUGGACACUUCGACCACGUCCAGUUCGGGGAGUCUUAUCGCAAAGCGCCUGCAGAAGGAGCUGCUGGCCAUGCAGAAGGAGCCACCGCCGGGCGUCAGCAUCGACCCCAACAACGUGGGACCCAACCUCACCCAGUGGGUGGUGGACAUGGACGGGGCAACAGGCACUCUGUACGAGGGAGAGAAGUUCCAGCUCCUGUUCAAGUUUAGCUCCAAGUACCCCUUCGAUUCACCCGAGGUGACUUUCCUGGGGCCCAACAUCCCGGUGCACCCACACAUCUACAGCAACGGCCACAUCUGCCUGUCCAUCCUGACGGACGACUGGUCCCCCGCCCUGUCGGUGCAGUCCGUCUGCCUCAGCAUUGUGUCCAUGCUGUCCAGCUGCAAGGAGAAGAAGAGGCCGCCGGACAACUCGCUGUACGUCAAGACGUGCAGCAAGAACCCCAAGAAGACCAAGUGGUGGUACCACGAUGACUCCGUCUGAUGUCGGGCGCUCCUAGGCUGGCUCCACCCUCCGCCGGAAGCACAUCGGCAGCAGCGGGACCGUGGCCGUGCCCCGCCAGGGGGCCCCAAGGACCCCCCAAGGUUCGCCCACCGGACGCCCGAAGCUCGUGUCUUUGAUACAGUUACGUUGUGAUAUUUUCUCGGACAAGGCCCCUCCCUACCCCGGUACGAACUGCUGCCAGCUGGGGUCACACAGCCCGUCGUCUUAGAGAAGAGGAUAAACCUUGCCUCCUACCCUCGCCUUUUUAUUUUUUUUCAUCAUUUUUUUUUUUGUUCUAUCGCGCGACGUAGUUUGCACGAUUGCACUUUUUUGCAGCUUCGGCGCAAUUGGUAUUCCGUCCCCGUUGGUCGGCGCGAGCGUCCAGACGCGACGACGCGGCGAUUCGAUCGAUGGAUCGGUUUGCGCCGCGUCAGUCUGGGACCGGCGGUUGCAGCCCCAAAAUCUGCAUUUGCUUCUUACCUCGGUGUUUCCCCCUAUCCAUCGGUGGAACGGAUCGAGGUUGUUUUCUAGUUUGGAAAGCCUUCUAGUCAUGUUGAAGUUUGUGGAGUGAACGCCGCGUUGCCGAUUUUCUCGGGGUCCCCGGGCGAGAGCCGACGCACGUCGAUGCCGGGUGGCGCCGCCUGUCGGAGGCAUGGCCGGAUGCCUCGCGGUAAAGAGUCGAAGGUGCGGGCGGGGGGUUGCUCGCGACUGCUCCGCCGAGAAUUGCUCCACUCGUCGGUGGCUCGAAUUAGACGAGUCCGUGAGUCGCGCGCAACUCGACGAAUGAUUUUCUUAUGCCGGGCGGCGCCACUGCCUUGCCGUCGCUACCUUCGCUCUUGGUUCGCGUUUCUCCCGCACAGACUGCCCGUCGGCGCUUAUUAAAGACCGUUUCCUUUGCCCGUGUCUCCAAGUUGUACAUAUGUAAAACCGUAAAAAGCUGAGAGAAAAAAAAUUAAUAAAAGGUUUCUAAUGGC
This is a messenger RNA of Ixodes scapularis (black-legged tick), 1672 nucleotides long. RefSeq names its product ubiquitin-conjugating enzyme E2 W. The record is from RefSeq and is a predicted model, not a curated record. The transcript is spliced from 7 exons. The coding region runs from base 216 to 698 and encodes 160 amino acids. NCBI's taxonomy places the organism in Eukaryota, Metazoa, Arthropoda, Arachnida, Ixodida, Ixodidae.